AUGGUUGGCGCAUUUAGAUCUUGUUUGCCGGCUGACGACAAAGUAAAUUCUAAGGAAAAUGAGAGAGAAUCACAUGAAAAUUACAGUUCGAUUCCCGUUGAACUUCUUGUUCAAAAAAUUCCUGUGAGAAUAACCCAUCGCGUAUCAAACUUUCAAAGAAAAAUAUAUGCAAAACCUAGACAAUUGAGAAUACUACAGCAUUGUCCUGAACACAUACAAAUGGAAAAUCAAUCGUUUCCAGUACCUAAAUCACUUUUUAUUAACAUAUGUAAUCUUAAGAAAACGAAAAAUCGAGUACAAGCUUCAGUGGCGUUAGAAGCGGAUUUAUGCGCUUCAGAUAUUGACAUAUGUGUCGUGUCGGAAACCCAUUUAAACAAUAAAAUUCCAGACUCCGUUGUUGCAAUGACAUCAUAUAACCUAUACCGUAGAGAUAGAGACUAUAAUGCAGAUACACGAAAAAAUGGAGGAAUUGCAGUAUAUCUUCGACAGAACUUGGAAGUAAUUCGUGUCAUUCGGGAAACAGAAUUUGAAAUGAUUAGUAUUAUACUUACUCUCCCAACGGGACAUAAAAUGUUAGUUAUUGGAGCAUAUCACCCUCCAAGAUUUAGUUAUGAUGAAACAGAUUUUUUGAAUCGAAUUGUGGAAGUUGUUGACGAUUUUUUAGACAUUAACCCAAAUAGCUUGGUUCUCUUUGGUGGAGACAUUAAUCAUCUAAACGCUAGUCAACUUUCCACAAUGUCUGGCAUGUUGCCUUUGGUAGACUUUCCCACAAGAGGGCAAGCAAUUCUUAAUAACUGUUUUACAAAUAGACCGGAACUUUUCAAUAAAGCAUACCCAUUGCAUAUACAAAUGAAAACAGACCACUUGGGAGUCAUAAUUCCGGCAGGAAUAAAAUUAAAGCCCAUCCGCACUAAAAUCAGCUUUAGGGACUACAGAGCACAGAAUAAAGUCAAAUUUCAAAAGAAGCUUGCCGAGAAAAGUUGGUCUGAAGUUAUGUCAUUGGAAACAGUUGAAGAAGCAACUAAAGUAUUGGAGAACACUAUCCAUAAUAUGAUAGAUCAAUGUUUUCCAAAGAAAACAGUUACUCUUUCCACUCGUGACCCUUCAUGGAUGUCUCCACUCUUAAAGUAUUUAAUAAGAAAAAGAUCAAAGGCUAAGUCAAGGAGAAAGCUAUCUAUUGCGGCAGAAUUAACAGAACGAAUAUCUGGAAUAAUUUCACAUAAUCGAACAAAAAUGGCAAAAUCCGAGUGUACUGGCACAAGUCAAUG
This is a messenger RNA of Paramuricea clavata, 1268 nucleotides long. NCBI's taxonomy places the organism in Eukaryota, Metazoa, Cnidaria, Anthozoa, Malacalcyonacea, Plexauridae. The record is from the annotation of a GenBank genome assembly.